CUCAUUAGUGAGAGUAGUUGACGAUUCAAAGGGCAGGAGACUGAGAGAGAGCGGAGAGGUCACUGUAGGAGAUGAGAGACUACUGAUUCUCCUCCACUCGCAUUAUAUAUAUAUGUUGAUUUGCUGGUAUCAGCAUAUACUGCUGCUACUUUUUCCACAUCCAUUAAUUGCCUGGUGGUUGCUUUUUUUUCCUUGGGCAACUUGGGCAACUUUGGAAAAAGACAAAAAGAGAAGAGAAGAAGAGAGCACAACACCAUCUAAAUGUAGAGAACUCCCAGGUUUAUGUAUUGGUUGUUUUAACUUUCCUCACACAGAUCUGGACAGUGUUUCCCUCUUCACUAUGGCGGGCAGGUGGAACCUCCUGAUACUGGCUCUGUACCUCUCUGACUUGGUGGCCCUGACGGAAUCAGAGUGCGCUCAAGGAUGGAUUAGUACAGAGCAAGGAUGCAUUGAUAAUGAUGAAUGUGCUAUUGAUGAGGACUAUCCCGAUGAACCUGGAGCAUGUGUCGAGAAUGCGUCCUGUGUCAACACAAUUGGCAGCUACUACUGCCAAUGUCUUGAUGGUUUCGUGUCAUCAACUGGGGCUGUGAACUUUACAGCUGUAACACCUGCAACAUGUGAAGAUAUCAACGAGUGUCUGCAAAACGAGGAUAUGUGUGGACCUAAUGCUGAAUGUCACAACACAGUUCCGCAUUAUUCCUGCAUUUGUGAUGAUGGAUUCAUUUCCACCACUGGACUGGAAACUUUUCGCCAUGGUGACAACGUUAUAUGUAUUGAUAUCGACGAAUGUGGAGAGAAAGAUGUUUGUGGUCCAAAUUCAGCAUGUGUCAAUGCACCAGGCAAAUAUCACUGCAUCUGUCAGGCUGGCUUUGAACUGAAGUCCGGUGAAUUCACUGGCAAUCAGAAGCAAUGUGAAGAUAUCAACGAAUGCGAAAAGGAAAAUAUCUGCGGUCAAAACGCAGCAUGUGUCAACACACCAGGCAAAUAUCAUUGCAUCUGUCAUGCUGGCUUCGAACUGAGAUCUGGUAGAUCUAACUUCAGUGGCAAUCAGGAGCAAUGUGAAGACAAAUGCAUGAUUGAUAAGACAAUCUGCGGAAAUGGAAUCUGCCACCGUGGAGCCAGCGGCCAUUACUGUGUGUGCCACCCUGGGUCCACUAACUAUGGCAACAAUGAGUCUCGCUGCACAGAGUUAAGGUGUGAUGUAUUCGAAGAUAUGAGCAAUCCAAAAGAGGGAUUUCACAUUUCACAGGAUCUUGUGAUGCAUUUGAAAAAAAGCUGUCUGAACAUCAUGAAGAAUGCAACAAAGCUGGAUGGAGAGGACAUCUUAAAGAGACUGUUGUCUGCCAUCGACGAGCUCUUGUCCAGUGAAGCCUUCAAAGAUAAAAAGAAGGUCUCCACCUUUCUGGACAUGGUGGAGAAUGUCUUGAGGCUCAUAGGGCCUCUCAUUAAGCCCCCCGGGAUAAAAAUAUCCUCCACACACACAGAGCUGGAGCUGCUGGUACAUAAGGGGGCUAACUUACCCCAGGGACCUCAUAACUUAACAUCUAAGCAUGCUCAGAUGAACAUUCAGUUGGAGACAGCUGCCGGGGAUCCCUCCUAUUACCCUGGCUUUACAACAGCCUCCUUGCUGACCUACGCAAACCUUGAACACUCUGCGGACAGCUUCUUUAGUGGGAUGGAACCACAAGUGAACCACAGCUAUAAGAUCAACUCUAAAGUUGUGACUGCCAGCGUCAGUAACAGAAACACAAGCCACCUCAAAGAGCCGGUCACCUUGACUUUCUACCACCUCAAGUCAAAUGAAUCCCAGCACACCUGCGUGUUCUGGGAUUCCUCGGUGGAUGGAGGGUCAUGGUCUACUCGUGGCUGCAAGAUGGUGGAGUCCAACUCUGAAUACACUGUGUGUUCCUGCAACCAUCUGAGCAGCUUUGCUGUGCUCAUGGCGCUCUAUGAUGUGGAGAACAAGUUUGAGUUGCAGCUGAUCACCUGGGUGGGCCUGUCCCUCUCGCUAAUUUGCCUGUUCAUCUGCAUCCUGACUUUCUCGUUGAUCCACUCCAUCAAAAGCCCAAGAACCUCAAUCCACCUGCACCUCUGCAUCAGCCUCUUCAUUGCCUACGUUAUCUUCCUCGCAGGCAUCUCUCGUACAGAGAGCCGGGUUGGCUGUGCGGUGGUAGCUGGGCUGCUGCAUUUCUUCUUCCUGGCAGCAUUUUGCUGGAUGUGUCUGGAGGGCAUACAACUCUUCAGGAUGGUCGUCAUUGUCUUUAACACCAACUUCAAAACCCUUUACAUGAUGGCAGGUGGCUAUGGAGUCCCAGCUGUUAUUGUCGCUAUCUCUGCUAUGGUGAAUGCUGAGGGAUAUGGCACCAAGAGAUAUUGUUGGUUGAAGCUGGACUUCAUUUGGAGUUUCUUUGGCCCUGCCUGCAUCAUCAUCAUUAUAAACAUAUUCUUCUUUCUCAUCACUGUGUGGAAGUUGGCACAGAAGUUCUCAAGUUUAAACCCUGACCUGGACAAGCUGCAGAAAAUAAAGGCGUUCACCAUUACUGCAGUGGCUCAGCUGUGUUUGCUGGGCAACAUGUGGAUCUUCGGUUGUUUCCAGUUUAACAAGGGCACAAUUGUCAUGUCUUACCUGUUCACCAUCUUUGGCAGCAUUCAGGGGAUCAUGCUCUUUGUCAUGCACUGUCUGUUUUCUAAACAGGUGAGGGAGGAAUAUGGAAGCAUCCUGUCCAGAUACUGUGCACCUGGGAAGAAGAGCUACUCAGAUUUCAGUUACUCGCACACCAGCAAAGCUCAAGGAUCCAGGAGCACCCAGGACACGGGAGAAUCUCAUAUCUGAAGAGCAAAACAGCGACAUGGUAGCAACGCCUGAUUUAUUUCUUGGAGACUGCCAUCUCAGACAUACGGGCCACUCUUGCCCUGCUAUUUGUAGUCAGUGCACCAGUUUGCUUCACUGCACAAUGUUGUAAAUAAUAUCCUUUUUAAGAUGUUUUUUUUUUUUUUUACCUAUUUGUUUUUGAGUCGGUGUAAAGCUAUUUAAAAUGGAACUGCUGACUGUUAUAAUUUAAUAUAAAUUAAGGAUUUCCCUCCGAAUGAGAAGAGAUGACAUUCAACAGUGAGUGUUUGUGCUUCACUGUUACUCGACUAUUUGUCAAAUGGUUAAUAAUGUCACUCAUUUCAGAGAAAAUACUGUAUCUCAACAUGUGUCAUUUUUUACAUGUGGAAAAAAUGUAUUGAUUUUGGACCAGAAUGGCUUGUUAUGUCAUCCAGGUAAUUUAUUGAACCAGCAAAGACAAUCUGAAAGACAUUUCUGAGGCAAGCACUUUUUUUCUGCGUAACUUGUCCACCAUGUUUAAACUGAUAUUAUCUAAAAAUGACCAACAAAAAUGAGGACUAUCAUGAGACCAAAAUGAAUUUUAAAUGUAUAUGUGUAUAAUGAUAAGAUGUUUGUGUAUAUAUAUAUUGCUGGGCAAUUUGUAUGUAUUAGAACAAGUGACUGCAUUCCUGCUCCGUUUAGCGUGCAGUAACACAUUAAAUGUGCUGUAUCUAUAUAUUUGAAGAGAGCUUUUUAUUUUCCUACUUUAAAAAAUUGAAUGUUUGAAGAUAACUUUUGUUAUUAUAGUCUAUUAGAGUGGUGGUUAUCAACCUUUUCCAUGUUAAGGAACCCUAAAUUGGUAAAAAUUAGGUCACAGACCCUUGUUUCAUGAGAUUUCACCUCAGGGACUCCAUCUGAAAAGCUUGUUUGAUACGAUUAAGACCAGAAUUCUGUGGUUGCCAAUUACAUCUGAGUAGAUAACGAAGGAGGAAGUGAAACCUUUGAUCGGAGUAAUUACUUAAAUUGGGCUUACUUCUACAGUGAAUUACAUAGAAAUUAAAUAAAAUAAACUAUUCCUCAUUUUAGGACCCCCUGGAGCUCCCUUAAGAACCCCUGGGGAUCCCCGGACCCCUGGUUGAGAACCACUGCACUAGAGUAUUAGUACUGUUAUAAGCACUGGUUUUAGCACAAGUUUGGAAUUGCUGAUAAAUGUUUUAUUAUGUUUUGUUCUGUCUUUCCAAGUUACAAUUUCCGUCUUUCACAUUGUAAAUUAUUUAAAAUGGUGUUUUCAUACUUGUAAUGCCGCUCCUCGAAGCUUUAAAUUAAAUAAAUAUUCUGACGUAC
Molecule: messenger RNA, 4153 nt
Organism: Epinephelus lanceolatus (giant grouper)
Lineage: Eukaryota; Metazoa; Chordata; Actinopteri; Perciformes; Serranidae
Gene: adgre5a
Product: adhesion G protein-coupled receptor E5a
Biological process (GO): cell surface receptor signaling pathway; adenylate cyclase-activating G protein-coupled receptor signaling pathway
Cellular component (GO): plasma membrane
Molecular function (GO): calcium ion binding; G protein-coupled receptor activity
Source: RefSeq, a predicted model, not a curated record